GCAGAUACGCGCACUAGCUGCCGCUGAAAACACUGAAAUGUUUUCCCUCAAACUGUUUUUAUUCAACUCCGGUUUUGGUGUGUGAUAAAUGUUCGUUUGUGGGAGAUAUUUUUUAAAAAAGAAGAGAAACGGGAGCGGCGCCGACACACGUGAGUUUUAAUGUCGACAGAAGAAGUGGCGAGAAGUGAAACCGCUGACUUUGUUCAGUCUGCGCACUUCAGACUUUGGAUGUAAAAGUGCAGUUUGGCUGUCGAGGCCUCGGACUCCGCUCCGCUUCAUGAGCCCGUUGGCAGGAUGUCGCUGAGCUCCGGCGGAUGGACCCACGUCCCCGCUGUUCCCCCGGUGCCCCCCGCAGCUCGCUGCGGCCCCUGGCGGCCUCCGCCCGGCUCCCUCACCGUCCUCACGUCGGUGCGCGUGUCGGUCUGUCACUCUGGUAUCCGUCCGCUGUGUCUUGCGGGAGCAGGUGAUGAGUCACUCCGCCUGCAGCUCAGUAUGGACCCGGGAAAGUCCGGGGAAUUCCGCCUGUCGCUCCAUAACAGCGGCGGCUCCGGUCGCAGUUCGACCAUCGCUGACUUUGAUCUGAGGUCCGUAAGCUACGAGGUCAAGUCUCCAAAAUGUCAUGAGCUGAGUUUGGCCGCACCUCCUCAUGACCGCAUCACCUUCAACUUUCGCUGUGAGCAAGAGGCCCAGGAGUGGGCCACUGUGGUGAUGUCAUCACUGAGAGAGGCGCACAGGGUGGCAGCUGAACCUCAAGAUAAUGGAACAAAACACUCACUGGAAUCUCUGCAGCUUCAGAACACCCUGACCUUACAGCGUACAGAGGACACGUGUGUGGAGCUGAGCCGAGCCAUUCAAGCGGGUGACACACGGGCGGCAUCGGCCUUUGCCGCCACGCUCGCCAGUCAACACGCCACUCUCAAGAUCCAGCCCUCUGUCAGAGACUACGAAGACACUGAACUCAACUUGGCUGUUGUCGUUGAGGAUUCCUCGUCAUCCUGUUGUGUCACUGUCAAAGUUUUCACACACAUGACUAUUGCAGCGCUGAAACAGCAGAUGUUUCUUGAGUAUGGUUUUCACCCGCGGGUGCAGCGCUGGGUGAUUGGCCAGUGCCUGUGUAAUGACCAGCGUUCUCUGGCCUCUUACGGCGUUCAUCAGGACGGGGACACAGCCUUCUUGUACCUCUUGUCAGCCCGACAUGCUCGAUUGACACCUCAUCUCCUCCAGCAGGACCAGGAGAGCGCCCUCCUCGUCUGUCCUCCAAACAUCCCUCUCGCCUCGGCAAACGGUCCCCCGUCUCAAGAGAGGCCUUACGGCACACUGCCGCUGAAACUUAGUGCCAGCAGCUCCGCAGGUGGCUCUGACCGGGUAACCAUCGGUAACAUCAGGGAUCUCUUCAACCUGGAGAUGCUGCACCUCAGUGAGGCGCUGAGUCCCAAACUGUCAUCCACUCAGGGUUGGUCGUGUCCCUCGUGCACCUACAUCAACAAACCCACACGACCGGGCUGUGAGAUCUGCAGCACAAACCGACCUGAGAGCUACGCGAUCCCGGGCGGGUACCGUCCCGACGAACUGGAACUCAGGUGGCUCCAGCAAGAAAAGGAGGCCAUGAGGCAGUUCCAGCAGGCGAGGGAGGAGGAGCGCAGAGAGAACUACGCCCGGCUGGUGAUGAUGGACGGUCAGGACCUUGUGCCGAACCCUGAAACUGUGGACUGCAGGAUCUGUUACGUGGACCUCCAGCCUGGAGAGGGAGUACUACUAAGGGAGUGUCUCCACUGUUUCUGCAAGGAAUGUUUGCGCUCCGUCAUCCUGCUGUGUGACGAUCCAGAGGUGUCCUGUCCCUACAGAGACGACACGUACGCCUGCACAUGCACCCUGCAGGAGCGGGAGAUCAAAGCUCUGGUGUCGUCAGACGAGUACGAGCGCUGGCUGCAGAGGGGUCUGUCGGUGGCUGAGUCUCGAUGUGAAGGCAGCUACCACUGUGCAACUCCGGACUGUCCAGGCUGGUGCGUGUAUGAGGACACGGUUAACGUCUUCCACUGUCCGGUCUGUAGAAGACACAACUGUCUCAUUUGCAAGUCUGUCCAUGAGGGGAUGAACUGUAAGCAGUACCAGGACGAUCUGGCUGCCCGAGCGAUUAAUGAUUCUGCUGCCAAGAGAACGACUGACCUCCUGAAGACGCUUGUGCAGUCGGGCGAAGCGAUACACUGUCCACAGUGUGGGAUCAUUGUGCAGAAGAGGGAUGGGUGUGAUUGGCUGCGUUGCACUGUCUGUCACAUCGAGAUCUGCUGGGUGACCAGGGGGCCCCGCUGGGGGCCGAAGGGUCCUGGGGACACCAGCGGGGGCUGUCGUUGCAACAUCAACAAUCAGAAAUGCCACCCGAAAUGCCAGAACUGCCACUGAGACUCUGGUGGGUGAUCAGACUGCAAACAAAGAAAAGUUACUGAAGAUAAAAUUAACUGUUGUCCAAGAAAAGAGGACUGCAGGUGAAAAAAGAAAUGACUGACUUCUGAUCGUUCAGGAGUGCGUCGGGUAUCAGACACUUUUUUUCUGCUUGAGCUUUCUUCUUGCAUUUUUAAUUUCCUGUAUAAAAAGAUCGGCAUGAAUCUAACGUGGGCGAUGCACGAACAAAACGCCUCACCUUUAAUGAUGAUCAUUUGUCCUCUAAGUGGUUACACGUUUACAAGCGAAGCAUCAAUAACCAGUGCCUUUUUAAAUAACUGCACCUUUUUUCUUUUGUAGUUAACAUACCAGGAAGCAUUAAACUGAAGUGUUCUUAUUUCUUGUGCACAGAUGCUGUAGCAGAAAGAUGAAUGAUGUCUCUCUAGAAAUGUGACUGGAUCUCUUGUGUCUUUAAUAUGCAAAUACGUGCUGAGACAAAGCACAAAUCUAUAUAUCUGUUGAUACUUACAGAAUAUUCUGUUUGCGUGACUGCGCGUGUGUGUGUGUUUCUGACUAGGCAGGUUUGAAAUGAGUGUUUUAAGGGUUUUUCUUUUUUGUUUUCUCACAUGCUGAAAUGUUUUUGGUGCAGACGCAGCCACGUGAUCCUUGUAUUAGCAUAGCACCAACAGUUAGCAGAGGGUAUUAAUAAAUAAUAACUGCAGUACUUGAACAUUUUCUUUAGAUUGAAGCAUGUGUAUACACGUGUAGUUAAUAUCAUAUCUCAACCAGUGAGCCCAAAUAUUUAAGCUAUGCUCUACUGAAAAGUGUUACAGGAAAAUAAAAUCUUACACAGUAGUAAUCCUUUCAGAAUUUCUAUGGGAUUUGUAUUGGGAGAAAUUCUACAGGGAUGAAGAAAUCAUACUGUAAUUCGUAUGACUUUUUAGAGGAACCCUGUAAUAAUUCUUAUAAGGAAACUCCAGUUGGGUUCCCAUGGGAUUCUUAGUUUUUCUGUGAUAUUCUCAUAUUUUUACUAUUGGGGGAAAUCCUGUAGGAUUCUUUUCAAGAGAAAUUGUGAAGAAAUCCUAUAGGACUGAAGAAAUACUUGACUUUCUAUAGGACCUUUUAGAGGAAUGUUAUAGUAAUUCAUAUAAGGAAAUUCCAGUAGGGUUUCUAUAGCAUUCUUAGCUUUCCUGUGACAUUCUUGCAGUUGUCCUAUAGGAUUCCUGCAGGAAGAAAUCCUGGAGGAUACCUUUAGACAAAUGGUGAAGGAUUCCUAUUGUAGGAGAAUCACAUAGGAUUCAAGAAAUCACACUGGAAUUACUAUAGGACCUUUUUAAAUGAAUCCUAUAGUGAUUCCUAUAUGGAAACUCCAAGAGUUCCUGUAGAAUUCUUAGAGUUUUCCUGUAAAAUUGGUGUUAGACGAAAUCCUGUAGGAUUCCUACAUAAUUAAACAGAUCCUAUAGGAAGAACUCUUGUAGGAUGCCUGUGGGAUGAAUUCAUAUAAGACUGAAGGAAUCUUAUAGGGAUUCCUGUAGGACCAAUACACAGUAUCCAGAUUUGGCAGACGGUUAAUUUUGAGAGGUGGGAAUGUACUUGUAGUCUGCCUGGUUGGUUGUUAUCCAGGACCCAAGGCCAUUCCGCGGUGUCAUGGAUGUGGCAAUGCACAAUGCCAGUGCAUGCUCCCAGAUUUUAAUUUGAGGAAUCCUGUAGUCAUUCUUGCAAAGCAAUUCCAAUAGGAUUGUUCCAGUUUUCUAUAGGGUUCCUAUAGGAAAAGGUCAGUUGGAUUACUGACAAGAGAUCUCACAGGAUUCUUACUGAUGAAAAUUCUGUAUACCUUGAGGAGUUUUUGCGUAGGGUAUAUAUUGAUGUUUCUGCUGUGUGUGUGUGUGUGUGUUCGCUAAAACAUUGGUCAUAUUUAUAAUGUCUUAAUUCAUAUAAGCACUGAUUUUUUAAUUUGAUGGUUCUCCAUCAAAUCCUCUAGAACCAAAAAGGAAUGAGAAUCCUUUAGAGCUAAACUGUUUCUCAGAUUAACGUUACAUCUGUGCAGCUAAUGUUCCACCGUGCCUUCAAUAAAUACCUCCCAAAUG
Thalassophryne amazonica is the source of this 4466-nucleotide messenger RNA. It is a transcript of the gene shrprbck1r, whose product is annotated as sharpin and rbck1 related. Gene Ontology annotation, molecular function: ubiquitin binding; ubiquitin-protein transferase activity. The record is from RefSeq and is a predicted model, not a curated record. NCBI's taxonomy places the organism in Eukaryota, Metazoa, Chordata, Actinopteri, Batrachoidiformes, Batrachoididae. Gene Ontology annotation, biological process: positive regulation of canonical NF-kappaB signal transduction; proteasome-mediated ubiquitin-dependent protein catabolic process; protein linear polyubiquitination. The coding region runs from base 295 to 2400 and encodes 701 amino acids. Gene Ontology annotation, cellular component: LUBAC complex. The transcript has 14 exons.